AUGGAGCAAAGAAUGAGGUUUUGGGUUAUUACACUAAUAGUAAUAGUAUGCAUGACUAUAACAAUGACAAAGUCAAAGGGUCAAGAUAAUGGGGUAAAAUGGGCUUUCCUAAUUGCUGGUUCCAAAGGUUAUGUAAAUUAUAGGCACCAAGCUGAUGUAUGUCAUGCAUACCAAGUAUUAAAAAGUGGUGGUCUUAAAGAUGAAAAUAUCAUUGUUAUGAUGAAUGAUGAUAUUGCUUAUAAUUUUCAAAAUCCAUACCCCGGUUAUAUACCUAAUAGACCCGACGGUCCAAAUGUUUAUUAUAAUGUUCCCAGGGAUUAUACAGGAUACGAAGCAACUCUAAGAAAUUUUUACUCAAUCCUUAGAGGAGACAAAAAGGCUAUUAGGAGAGGUAGUGGUAAGGUGCUGGAUACUAAGCCAGAAGAUACUAUUUUCAUUUUCUUUUCUGGCCAUGGUAACACUGGCAUACUAGAACUGCCAGAUGAGAAAGUUAUAUAUGCCGACAAAUUAGUAGAUACAUUAAAAAUGAAAACCAGUUACAAGAAAAUGGUGAUAUACUUAGAAUCAUGUCACGCUGGGAGCAUGUUUCAAGGGCUUCUUCCACGUGAUUCGAAGAUUUAUGUAACCACAGCUUCCAAUCCAUAUGAGAAUAGUUUUGCAUUUUACUGUCCACAUGAGAAAAGUCCCCCAUCUCCUGCUUAUACAGUUUGUUUGGGUGAUUUGUACAGCAUUUCUUGGCUUGAAGAUAGUGAACAAAUUGAUAGAAAAACCGAAACUUUGGAUGAACAAUAUCUUAAAGUUUGGUCCAGAACAUAUUAUACUUAUGACGAUCAAUUUUCUCAUGUCAUGCGAUAUGGAAAUUAUGUGAAUAUGGGCAACUAUAUACUAGAUACAUAUCAAGGUGCUGGACAAUCACCAGAGAAUGAUAACUACCAUUUCAAUGCUACUCCAACUCAUGAGCACUCCUAUAAACGAUUUAAUACGACAACAGGAUUGGUUAGCCAACAAGAUGCUCUUUUACAUUAUCUGAAGCUUAAGUUGGAAAAGGCAUCAUCUGUGGAUAAGUCAAAAGCUCAAACUGAAUUAGAUGAUGAAAUUUCCCGUAGAAAACAUGAGGACCAGAGUGUACAUCUCAUAUGGAAAUUUUUGUUUGGAGAAGACAUAAGAUCUAUUAUGAUGGCAAAUCUUCGUUCAGAUACCCAACCUCUUGUAGAUGAUUGG
Molecule: messenger RNA, 1221 nt
Organism: Cicer arietinum (chickpea)
Lineage: Eukaryota; Viridiplantae; Streptophyta; Magnoliopsida; Fabales; Fabaceae
Product: vacuolar-processing enzyme-like
Biological process (GO): vacuolar protein processing
Molecular function (GO): cysteine-type endopeptidase activity
Source: RefSeq, a predicted model, not a curated record